Messenger RNA from Theobroma cacao (cacao), 1621 nucleotides. RefSeq names its product patatin-like protein 2. Gene Ontology annotation, molecular function: monoacylglycerol lipase activity; glycerophospholipase activity. NCBI's taxonomy places the organism in Eukaryota, Viridiplantae, Streptophyta, Magnoliopsida, Malvales, Malvaceae. Gene Ontology annotation, biological process: lipid metabolic process. The record is from RefSeq and is a predicted model, not a curated record.
CAUGCGUUCCUGAAGAGUAUCAAACAUAACAAAGCUUAGACAUCUUACUUUUGUUGUUCUCGAUCUCGAUCGAUUCUCUCUUGCUUAUUAUUAGUUAAGGCCCUCAAACCUACAAACAUAUCUCUCAUCAUAAUGGGGAGUAUCCCACAAGCCAAUGUUCUUGCUACGGAAAGUCCAAAAUCAUUCCUACAAGCCCCUAUCUAUGGGGACUUAAUCACUGUUCUUAGUAUUGAUGGUGGUGGAAUUAGGGGGAUUAUCCCCGGAACUAUUCUUGCCUUUUUAGAGGCUGAGCUUCAGAAGCUGGAUGGUGAGGAGGUGAGACUGGCAGAUUACUUUGAUGUCAUUAGUGGGACUAGCACUGGUGGGAUCGUGACUGCCAUGCUAACCACCCCAAAUCAGAAUGAGGGCAAUCGUCCUCUUUUUGCUGCCAAAGAUAUCAAUAAAUUCUACCUUGAACACUGCCCUAAAAUCUUCCCCCAAGAUUGCAGUUCACCAUUUGCACCUGCUGCAAAUUUGGUUAAAUCCUUUACCGGACCAAAGUAUGAUGGUAGAUAUCUGCAAAAUAUUGUGAGAGAAAAGUUGGGAGGAACCCGAUUGCACCAGACGUUGACAAAUGUUGUGAUCCCAACGUUUGACAUCAAACAACUCCAGCCAAAAGUCUUCUCCUCCUUGGAGGUAAAGAACAACCCCAGCAUAAAUGCUUUGCUCUCCGAUAUAUGCAUUGGAACUUCUGCAGCGCCAACUUAUCUUCCUGCCCAUCAGUUCGAAACUAAAGAUUCCACAGGCAACGUUAAGGAAUUCCAUCUUAUCGAUGGUGGAGUUGCUGCUAACAAUCCGACUUUGGUACCUAUGAACGAAGUGACGAAAGAAAUCACUCGCAAGAACUCUGAUUUCUUUCCCAUAGAGGCAAACGACUUCUCUCAUUUCCUGGUUUUGUCCUUGGGCACUGGUUCCCAAAAAUGUGAAGAGAAGUACCCUGCUCAUAUGGCAGCAAAAUGGGGUCUCCUGGGAUGGUUGACCAGUGAACACUCCACUCCAUUGAUGGAUGUGUUCAUGCAAGCUAGCAGUGAUAUGGUCGACUUUCACAUUGCUACCGUUUUCCAAGCACUUCAAUCUGAAGACAGAUAUCUCCGAAUUCAGGAUGAUACACUAUGCGGGACAAUCUCAUCUGUGGACAUUGCUACAAAAGAAAACUUGGAGAACCUUGUACAAGUUGGGGAAGAAUUGCUGAAAAAACCAGUUUCUAGGGUGAAUUUGGACAAUGGUAAAUUUGAACCUAUAAAAAAUCAAGAUACAAAUGAAGACGCUCUCAUCAGACUAGCUAAAGUGCUAUCUCAGGAGAAGCGACUUCGUGACAUGAAAUCACCAGCUGGAAACCUUGCCGCAAAGAAGAACUGAUCAGUUGGAAGUGUGCUAUACUCCCUGUGGUGUGGUGCCUUUGUGUUUUCCUUUCACUGAGUUUUUACGUGGAGCAAGAAAUUCUUAAGUCUUAAGACGUAUUUAAUCUUCUAUUUUUUCAAGUAUCUUACAAGUAGUUUUGUUUUCGCAUAGUUGAAAUUUUCAAUUCUUUGUUAAUGCUAGGUUUAAUUCCUAGCUUAUAAAUUUUGUAUUCUUUUUAAAA